Molecule: messenger RNA, 669 nt
Organism: Colletotrichum orchidophilum
Lineage: Eukaryota; Fungi; Ascomycota; Sordariomycetes; Glomerellales; Glomerellaceae
Exons: 5
Coding region: 1-669 (222 amino acids)
Source: RefSeq, a predicted model, not a curated record
AUGAACCACCCCGUCAUCAUCCUGGUCAGCUCGGUUCAAGGGAAUGCCUACCGAGGAACACGGAACACGGCGGCGGCCGACACCUACUCACUUGUAGCUUUCGCCUUGGACUCAGGCGCCGCCGCGCGCCGCACGCCGCACGCCUCACCCGCUCACUCCAUCUCACUACAGAUAUCUCUCACUCACUUCAGGUGUAUGCUCUGUCCGUACUAUAUUACAGAGACUGACAGAGAGGAGACUGACGACCAAAACGAGACCAAGUCCGACAAUAACUGCAGUGACAAGCAUCACUGCGUCAUCUCCGUGGCUGUUUCUGUCACAUGUACUCCGCUCUUCUGCUCACUUUGGGCUUAUGGACCGUACGGGAUUGUCCAGUUACCAAGACGCGGCUUCCAUUGGCAGAUGCUGCUCGGCGGUGUCAUUGGCUGGGUUGAUCGAGGCUGCAGCCGCCAUCUGUAUUGUGCAGAGAUUCCAGAUGCAGAUGAAGCACGCAAGCUGGCUGGCUGGCUAGCUGGAGGAUCCCCCGGGCUGCCAAUCACCCUGGCCACGGCCGCCAUCUCCGCCCUCGCCGUUGUCGUUGUCCUUGCAUGGACCGACCCUGUCCUGCUCUGCCCUGCCCUGGAGCAGCAGGGUGGGUUUGUGGUGGGUUUGCAAAAGGACCUGAGCUAG